Molecule: messenger RNA, 2784 nt
Organism: Eublepharis macularius
Lineage: Eukaryota; Metazoa; Chordata; Lepidosauria; Squamata; Eublepharidae
Gene: XPNPEP3
Product: X-prolyl aminopeptidase 3
Exons: 10
Coding region: 134-1642 (502 amino acids)
Cellular component (GO): mitochondrion
Molecular function (GO): metalloaminopeptidase activity; manganese ion binding
Source: RefSeq, a predicted model, not a curated record
UGUAGGCUGGGAAGUUGGCCAUGCUGAGGAGUUGGGGCUUGGGGGAAAAGAGCAGAGCAGAGAGAGUGAGGGGAGUUGGUUUCUCUUCAGAGACCUCCCUGUAGUAUUGUCCUUGAGGGCUAGGGGCUCAGCCAUGGUGUGGUUCCCAUCACAGAGGCUUUUCCCAGCUGUAAGGGGCAUGUGCAGCUUUUCAGCCUGCAAGUUCUGCUUCCUUCGAAAACUGUCCAUUGAGCCUGUUCAGCAGAAGAAGAUUCCAAAUCGGUACCUUGGCCAACCCAGCCCCUUCACACACCCACACCUGCUCAAACCAGGGGAAGUAACACCAGGGUUGUCACAAGUGGAAUACUCUCUCCGUAGACACAAGUUGAUGGCCCGGAUACAGCAAGAGGUGCCUGGGAUGGACCACACGGUGAUUCUGCUAUCCAAUCCUACGUACUACAUGAGCAAUGAUAUUCCAUACACCUUCCACCAGGACACUAAUUUCCUGUAUCUGUGUGGGUUCCAGGAGCCUGACAGCAUUUUAGUGCUGCAGAGCCUGCCUGGCAAACCGUUGCCAUCCCACAAAGCUCUGCUGUUUGUCCCUCGGAGGGACCCAAGUAGAGAACUAUGGGAUGGACCACGGUCUGGUACUGAUGGGGCAGUAGCUCUCACAGGUGUGGAUGAAGGAUAUACCAUAGAGGAGUUUAGACAUCUGGUGGCUAAAUUGAAAGAUGAGUCUACAGUGGUUUGGUAUGAUUUUGCCAAGCCAGUACAUCCACAGCUCCAUUCUGACUACCUUCUACACCUGGCUGAAGUCAAAGCUAGAAGCAAGAAUCGUAUUCGAGCCAUACGGCACCUAGUGCAAAGCCUACGGCUGGUCAAAUCCUCUGCAGAGAUUGAAAGAAUGAAGACUGCUGGAAAAGUCACAUCACAGGCAUUCAUAGAAACAAUGUUUGCCAGCAAAGCUCCAGUGGAUGAAGCAUUUCUGUAUGCUAAGUUUGAAUUUGAGUGUCGUGCUCGUGGUGCUGACAUUUUGGCUUAUCCCCCGGUGGUUGCUGGUGGCAACAGAUCCAAUACUUUGCAUUAUGUAAAAAACAACCAGCUCAUCAAGGAUGGAGAAAUGGUUUUACUGGAUGGGGGAUGCGAGUCUUCCUGUUACGUCAGUGACAUCACUCGCACAUGGCCCAUCAAUGGCAGAUUCACGGGUCCCCAGGCAGAGCUGUACCAGGCAGUACUAGAAGUGCAGAAAUCCUGCCUGAGGCUUUGCUCUCCUGGUGUAAGCCUAGAGAACAUAUACAGUUUCAUGCUGACCAUGAUUGGACAGAAGCUGAAAGAUCUGGGGAUCCUACAGAAGAGUGCCACUGAGAACCACCUCUUCAAGGCAAUUCGGAAAUACUGCCCACACCAUGUAGGCCAUUAUCUUGGAAUGGAUGUUCAUGACACACCCGACAUAUCCCGAUCAAUCCCCCUCCAGCCAGGCAUGGUGAUCACCAUCGAACCAGGUCUCUAUAUCUCGGAAGAUGAUACAAGUGCCCCCGAAAGAUUCCGUGGCAUUGGUGUACGCAUAGAAGAUGAUGUUGUAGUGACAGAGAACACACCACUGAUCCUCUCUGAAGAUUGUCCAAAGGAGAUAUAUGAUGUCGAACAAGUCUGUGGCUCUUGACCACUCAUCACUUCCUUUUUCAGGUACAGAUCAGGAAAUGUGCUCAUUAAGCAAAUGCCCAUUUAUAUUUUUACAUACAAGAGCUACAGGAUGUCAAGAUUGAUGGGUAGGAUUGUUGCUGGCAAAACAUUACUUGGAGGAAUCAUCUUAGACUGUAAGAACAUCAUAUAAAAAUGAAGAAAAUGUAUUUACUUACUUGGCAAGUAUUCUACUUUAUUGCUAAUGUUAAAGAAAUCAGAUGAAUAUGUAUUUCACCCUCCACUGGACAUUGUGCAUGUUUUGUAAUAAUCUUGUUCAUUGCUUGCUGUGGUCCAUGAGCCUUUCAGUUUCUCCUAUGGGGCACACUGGUAUGAAUUUCAGCUUUCAUGCAGAUGGCCUUUUAUUUUAAUUUAACAGAAGAAAAUGUUCUGUUCCCUUGAUGCAACUUAUAUUUUCAAGAUACCUCUGCAAAUGUUCUAGCUGAUGGAUGGAGAUUAUAAAGGAUUAUGAGACAAAACUUCUAUAAAUUGUUUCUUUUUUGUAGAUCAAGGAAGGCCUUUAGCAUUAAGGGGAUAUUAAAAUCAUUAAAUAAUAAUAAGUAUUAAAAUCAAGUGUUAUGGCGGAAAGCAUCUAACAGCCUGAUCCUAUGCAAAGUGAUGUCCAUGGUCCUAGGCUUGGGCAACUCUGCACACUCGUGUUUCUAAAUCACUAAUAGGCAGACAAAUAUCAUUAUGAUGUUUGUGAGCUAGUUUGAUGGGUCUAACAAGAUUCAGAAUGGUGUUUUGUUUAAGUGGAUUCCUCUUUUUUCUUGACUCUUCACAUCUAUAAGUUUUCUUCAACCACUUCGUUGAUGAAAGUGGAUGUGUUAGGGCUGCCUCUAACUUUACCUUUUGCAAUUGAGUGCAAGCAUCAGGAGCAAAAUAUUUGCAAAUGGAAUCUGUUGAAAAUGGCACGUUUUAAGUUGCAGUUUUUCUUGGCAAAAUACAUAAAAAUAGUUAUAAGGAAAAUAUUGGGCCCUAUUUCCAAAUAUUUUUCUGAGAAAUGUAGCAAGUUAAACUUACGUGAAGCAUGUUAUUUUGAAGUUUUUCUUAUUUUGAUGUAUUCCUAUCUAAAUACAAAAUAUAAAGUGAAGUAUGACCUUCAGACAAAUGUGCUCUUUCUGU